UUCCUUCAUUCGCCAAAUAAGAAAUAACAAUAUCCAAAACCAUACUUGUCACACUUCAGCUUCAUCCGUAUUUCAUCGUAACACAACACUUGCACUUCAACUUCCAGAUCCAUCUUGCUCUGAUCUGCUCUGCUUCCAUGGCCACCGUACUCGAAUCCCUAGCCGUUGUUCCUCGCUCUUCUUCCCUCCCUUCCGCCGUUUCCUUCUCUCCGAUCACCGCCCGCCGGAGCUCUGUCAAGUUGCCGCACUACGCAGGCCUCAAGCUCAGACCCAUCACCGCCACUCGCUCCGCUGCUUCGUACACUUCAAGAAUCGUUACUCGCAGUGGACGAGUCCUGUGCGAGGCUCAGGAUACCGCUGUCGAUGUGGCUCCUAUUACUGAUGCAAAUUGGCAAUCACUUGUACUCGAAUCUAAAUCUCCCAUUUUGGUUGAAUUCUGGGCUCCAUGGUGUGGUCCCUGCCGAAUGAUACACCCUAUAAUUGAUGAGCUAGCAAAGCAAUAUAUUGGGAAGCUCAAGUGUUACAAACUCAAUACUGAUGAGAGCCCUUCAACUGCUACUCGGUAUGGGAUUCGAAGUAUUCCAACUGUUAUGAUAUUCAAGGAUGGUGAGAAAAAAGACACAGUUAUUGGUGCUGUGCCCAAGUCAACAUUGACCACCAGCAUAGAAAAAUUCUUAUGAGGUGGUAAGAGAAGGCCUUUGCUAGAAGUAAAGCUAUUUUUCCUAUUAGCUUCUUCUCUUUGAAGCCAAUGUCUAAGUUUCUAAUUUGCUUACUUAAAUACUCAUUUAUGCUCCUGUAUAGUUAUCGGAUACAACCUUACUUUCUUUUUUGAGAAUAUUCUAGUUACCUAUAUGCUAAGUAAAUUUGCCAUUAAAUUAUAGCACGUUUUAAAUUGAUUUUACA
Molecule: messenger RNA, 903 nt
Organism: Gastrolobium bilobum
Lineage: Eukaryota; Viridiplantae; Streptophyta; Magnoliopsida; Fabales; Fabaceae
Exons: 2
Coding region: 138-680 (180 amino acids)
Cellular component (GO): cytoplasm
Molecular function (GO): protein-disulfide reductase activity; oxidoreductase activity, acting on a sulfur group of donors, disulfide as acceptor
Source: RefSeq, a predicted model, not a curated record